AUGCCCACUUGCAACAAUGUUUUACAGAACCAGACAGAAUUAGUUUGCAAUGGACAUGGUUCUUGUGAUGCUCCCAAUGUGUGUCGAUGUCAUUCGGAUUGGACUGGACCCUUGUGUGAAUAUCCAUAUUGUUUUGGUAUUCCUUCGAACACAUCAGCAACGGUGUGUAGUGGACAUGGUAACUGUACGAAUGUAGAUACCUGUGUGUGCAAUGGGAAUUGGGUUGGAAGCAAUUGUUCCAUGCCUACUUGUUUUGGAAUUUAUCAAAAUUCGACAAGUGUUUGCAGUGGACACGGCACUUGCAAUGAUAUUGAUGUUUGUUCUUGCGAUUCGAAUUGGGGUGGUCAAAACUGCUCUCUUCCAAAAUGUUUUGGAAUUUUACAAAAUAUGACUGGAAGUGUUUGUAAUGGUCACGGCUCGUGCAAUGAUGUGGAUACAUGUGAAUGCACGUCUAAUUGGGGAGGUCCAAGUUGUGCCUUACCUAAAUGUUAUGGAAUUUUACAGAAUUUGACUAUUUCUGUUUGUAGCGGUCAUGGUUCUUGUAAUGAUGUGGAUACUUGUGCAUGUUUCUCGAAUUGGGGUGGUCAAAACUGUUCCAUCCCAAAAUGUUUUGGAAUUUUGCAAAAUAUGACUGGAGUCGUUUGUAGCGGCCAUGGUUCUUGUAAUGAUGUCGACACGUGCGUGUGUGAUCCAAAUUGGGGAGGUCAAAACUGCUCGGUUCCCAAAUGCUUUGGAAUUUUACAAAAUAUGACUAGUGAAGUUUGUAGUGGUCACGGUUCUUGCAAUGAUGUUAACACUUGUCAAUGCUAUUCCAAUUGGGGUGGUCCUACUUGUGCCUUACCCAUGUGUUUCGGAAUUUUACAGAACAUGACCAGUGAAGUGUGUAGUGGUCAUGGAUCAUGCAAUGAUGUCGACAUGUGUACAUGCUUGGCAGGAUGGGCUGGCUCCAACUGUUCCAUGCCCACUUGCAACAAUAUUUUACAGAACCAGACAGAAUUAGUUUGCAAUGGACAUGGCUCGUGUGAUGCUCCCAAUGUGUGUCGAUGUCAUUUGGGUUGGACGGACACGUUUUGUUCCAUGCCAAUAUGUUAUGGCUUGUUAUCAAAUAUGACUGGUAGUGUUUGUAGUGGACACGGAUCAUGUAAUUCAGUAGACAGGUGCGACUGCCAUACCAAUUAUUUCGGAAAUAUGUGUGAAUUGACUACUUGUUCUGGAAUUGCAUCCAAUAGCUCUGGAGUGUGUUCAGGUCGCGGACAAUGUAGCUCUUUCAACAAUUGUACUUGCAUUCCUGGUUUUUUGGGAACAAAUUGUGAAAGCUAUGGAUGUUUUGGAUUUGAAUUUAAUUCCACCAAUGCAUGUAGUGGAAAAGGUGUCUGUAUAUUGCCCAACAUGUGCUCAUGUAAUGUGGGGUUUAGCAAUUUCGACUGUUCUGUCAUCGAAUGUUUUGGAAAGUUCUCAAACUCAUCCAAUGUUUGCAGUGGAAAUGGAACAUGUACAGAUUACAACAAUUGCACUUGUCUUGAUGGAUUUACCUCUUACGAUUGCAGUGUGAAUAUCAAUCCUUAUAUGAUUUCAUUGUCUUCAAGUGCAAUGCAAAUUGUCACCUCCUCCAACAUUACAAGUGUGGAAGUAGAAAUUAAUAUUCCUACCGAUGUGAAUCUGUUGAACACAACCUUCCAUUGGUAUUGCCUUAAUUGUCAAGGAGUUUCCAAUGCUUCUGUGUUCAUGAUUGGCUCCAAUCAACAAAAAUUAACCAUUUCUAUUAACGAGUUGAAGGCGCCAGGCAGUUAUUUGUUCCAUGCAAAUACGACCACCAUGAAUCCAGAUCCAUUCCCUUCACGAAUUUCUAACACAGUUGUAUUCAAUUUAACACUCCUCGUUCCUUACGCACCCGAUUUGUCUGUUCCUUCUUUAGGAGUAUUUGGUCUUCCUUCUGCGUUUGUGUCAACACGAAGCGGUCAGAGUUCUGGUCAAUCUAUCAGUGCUGUCAUUUCAAACAUUGUCAUGAACCAAACGAAUAUUGAGAAAUUCCUUGGAUGCAAAGCCAACUGUACAUCUUCUCUCACGUAUAGUUGGCAAUUGACAAGCACGAGUAGCAACGCAUUGGAGGCCUCAUCCACUGGAAGCGUAUCUGCCUUUACAAGUGGAAAUAAUCUCAUGAUUUUGCAACCACCCAUUACAGUCUCUGCAACUCUUCGAACUUUAGUAAGCAAUAGUAAGAUUGGUUUUUCAUUGGCCUUAUUCAACAGUCAAAUGCAAAACAUUAGUUCUCGUGUUGAUAUUCCAGUUUUAUCACCCAUGUCUCCUCCUUCGAGUACGAACGUCACACUUCCUACUAAUACGACUAAUUCAGUAGUUGCAUCUUCAUUCAUGCAAGUCGUACCAGCUCAAGGAGUUGCCCUCACAGAUACAUUCACUAUUAAUAUUACAGCAUGGAAUGCUCCAAGUGAAUUACUUCCACUUCGAUAUGCAGUUGGAUUUUAUGACAAGUCCAAAGGAAAGGACGUGAGAUUUACUGAAUUUUCACAGAAUCUUACCAUCACUGUUUAUUUACCUUUUAUUCAAAAUAAGGCAAGAAGAAGAAAUGUUCAAGCAGUCUCGCAAGUCGAAUUGGUGGUGUAUGUGAUGGAUGCACUUGGAAAUGAGGCCUCUCAAUCUUCAAAUGUCUCGGUUUCUGUAUCUCCAUUUAAUGGAACUUCUACACAGUUACUAGAGAGAAUUAAUGAACUUUCUGGAACCUCCUUGAUUAUCGCUUCGUUUGAUCAGUCCUAUACUGCUUUGAGUUCGAGUGGAACCAAUUCAAGCGCUGUGAUUUAUGAACUUGUGAAAAAUAUUGAGAUUGAUCCAAAGAAUCCAUCAGUGGCCUUGUCCAGUUUUGAAAGCUUAACCUCAAGCUCUAGUUCGAUCGAUGCCAACAUUGUCAAUGCCGUAACCAGCAAGUUAUCAUCUUUUGUGGAUGGAGUGAAAAAUACAUAUAGUGAUGAAAAGAAACUCUAUGGUUUUGUGAAGAGCAAACUCGCUGACCAAGAUGUUACGUCUACCAUUUCUGUCUCAUCCAAUUUAUUGGCUAGUGGUGUUUCAAGUGACAAAACGAGAAACGUGACAGAGAAUAUUUCUUCCAUGGUAUUGUUGGGAGAAGUUGCUAAAGUGAUUGAUCAAUCAAGCGGUAAUACUUUACCAACAGUCUCCUAUAGCACUUCUCUAAUCAAUAUUACCAUUUCUAGCUUUAAAUUGAAUUCUGACAUUUCAAGCAAUCAAACUUUAACUUCGGGAAGUAACUCUGUGGAGAUGAGCAUUUCACAAAUUAUGAAACAAUACAAUGCAUUUGCCAAAGAAUGUGGAGUUUCAAUGAUUGAAUAUGCCAAAAACACGAACUUUGAUAACUAUACUUCCAACAAUGUCAUUACUUCCAUUGUGAACGAUUUUAAAUUUAUUCAAGAACAAACUCCAUUGAUAUUGAACAACCUUAAUCAACCAAUCAUUCUCUCCUUCAAAUUGGAUUCAUCCAUCUUGAUUGGAAAGAACAUCUCCAAUUCUACCUUUUCUUGCAGAUAUUGGGACGAAGAGGAGAAACGAUGGAGUAAUGAAGGAUGUUGGUUACAUAGAGUGGAAAUUGCUACUGGAACGAUUGAUUGUGCAUGUUCGCACACAACCAUGUUUACAACCUUCUUGGAACAAAAGACAACAGUGAACAUACUCGAAGUCAAGGAUCAAGUCGCCUCUCUCUACUUUGCUCAGAUUGCCUUUGGCUGUAUUUAUACACUAGUGCCAUCUUCUUGUUAG
This is a messenger RNA of Naegleria lovaniensis, 3783 nucleotides long. RefSeq lists its product as uncharacterized. Bases 1 to 3783 code for a protein of 1260 amino acids. The transcript has a single exon. Lineage: Eukaryota; Heterolobosea; Eutetramitea; Acrasida; Naegleriidae. The record is from RefSeq and is a predicted model, not a curated record. Gene Ontology annotation, biological process: motor neuron axon guidance.